AUGGACAAGGCUCCGGUCCAAGCCUAUGCAAAAUUAGAAAGCGAAAGCUUCUGCUACUAUAUAAGAACUCUUCAGGUCAUGUUGGGACGUAAGGCUAGUUCUUCUGAUCAAGUAGAUAUACACCUAGGUCCAACUAAAGCUAUUUCGCGUCAACACGCGCGACUUUCCUAUAAUUUUGCUACCCAACGCUUUGAAUUGAUGAUAUUUGGAAAGAACGGUGCCUUUGUCAAUGAGCAGUUCGUUGAGAAAGGAGAAGUCGUCCCACUAGAGAACAGUUUAACUGACGACGAAUCAAGAAUCAGGUCCAUUCGUCGACAACAACCUAAUGUUAUCACAAGAUCAAAGGCAAAGAAUGAUCCCAGCGUGGCGACGAUGGACGCAAGAGAAUCGUCAUCUGGAAGGGUAGCUUCAUCAAUCGAUCAAUCAGAAGUAUUCAAAUGUCAGUCGCGCACGGUAAAACCUCCUAUGUCGUAUGCCGCUCUAAUAGCACAGGCUAUAAAUGCUGCCCCACAUAGAAAGCUCACAUUGAAUGGAAUUUACAAUUACAUCACUAACGAAUACCCUUAUUAUCGUAUCGCACAGAAUGGUUGGCAAAACUCUAUUCGCCACAACCUAUCUUUAAACAAAGCAUUCAUGAAAGUACCAAGAAAAGUUAAUGAACCUGGAAAGGGAGCUUUUUGGUCAAUCGAUCCCAAUAAUGAGGGCCAGCUAUGCAAUGGUGCUUACAAAAAAAAACGACCAACUAGUAGAAAAAGAUCAAGUUCAACAGUGUCAUAUGUAAAGUCUCCUCGUGCAAAGUUACCGAACAUAACAAUAGAACACUGUUCUCGAUUCUUCAGUGGAAUGCCUCCACGUUCGCGUGAAUCAACUAUUACCGAGCCUACAUCUGUGUCUUUGCCUCGCAAUGGUGUUAAUUCGGAAUCACCUACAGAAACGCAGAGGUUGUCUGUGCCAAACUCUAUUUCAACGACACCAUGUUUACCGCCAAGGAGUAACCAACCAAGUGGUCUGUCCGAUGUCGCUUCUGAUAUUCCAGAUACAGUCAUGGAAUCGGCCUCAUCUGUUCAAACACUCGAAAAUACGCAUGGUCCAGUUCACAGCGCUCUGCCUGACAGAGUUCCAAGUACGACUAAUGGUGGUAAUUUUGGUGCGCUUGCAACGAAUCAGAAAACGCUAAAUUCUCCUCAUAACGCUUCGAUCAACGGUACCAACAUGACAACUACUGAGUUAGUGGCCGCUCAUCUUUCACAAUUGACGGGGCAACCAGUCUCUUCUGCUGUCAUACAAUUAUCAUCUAAUCGACUAACUCCCACUCAACUGCAACAACUUUCGACUGCACCACUUGUUCAAAGGCCGAAUGAGUUAAUCAUCAAGUUCGAAAACCCAGGUUCUGAUCAACAGAGUAUACCGAAUUCAUCAACACGCAGGCACAAUAAACACAAUGAAAAGGUGAAUAUGACAAACACGGCAACAACUGUCACAUUGAACUCACAAAUUACUCCUUCGACAUCAUCCGUUUUUAUAAACAGUCACCAAAGUUUUCUCGUGGAUAACUCAGGGACUCACAGACUCAUGGAUACCCCACCCACAUACUUUGACAUACUGAACGAUCUCAAUCGGGAGGUCUUUCAGGCUCAACCUAAAGAUGUGUAUCAAUUUUGUGCCAACUAUUUUAAUAGAAAACUAGAGGAACAAAGAGUUAAACUUCUAGCAAAUGGUCAACAGAAUAUGCAGUUUGUCCAGCCCCCAGGCAUACCUGACUUUUACUCUUCUAAAGCCUCUACGGCGAGUACGCCAACGACGGAUUACUAUGCAGACAGUGACGAAGAGAUGUAUGAUGAAGAACCCGGUGAUUUACCUAUAAUUCCAAUAACUUAUAACCGUGGCCGUCGCACAUCCGUAAGUGCAGAAUCGAUGGCUCCAAGUCAAGACAAAGACUACAUUAAAGUAGUCAUUCCCAAGACAGAACAACAAAGACAGCGAAUAGAGGCGUCGAUCGCCAAUAAUUUUCUAUUUAAAAAUUUAGAUGAAGAACAGUAUAAAGACGUAAUUGAUGCAAUGGUUGAGAAGAGAGUUAUUGAAGGCGAAGAAGUGAUCAAGCAAGGUGGUAUCGGUGAUUACUUCUACGUCGUUGAAACCGGUACCUUCGAUGUCUAUGUCUCAAAGAACGGAGCCCCUCCGGAGAGAGUCAACGAAUAUGGUCCAGGUGGGAGUUUUGGUGAGUUAGCAUUGAUGUAUAAUGCACCACGUGCUGCUAGCAUCGUAGCGACUUCAGAUGCUGUUCUUUGGGCACUCGAUCGAGUUACAUUCCGGCGUAUCUUGAUGGAGAACACUUCUCGCAAACGUCGAAUGUACGAAACAUUCCUUGAGGAAGUUCCUCUUCUAGUCUCGUUGGAACCAUAUGAACGACACAAGAUUGCAGAUGCGCUAGAGUCUCUCUACUACGAAGAUGGGGAGCUUGUAAUUAAACAGGGGGAUAUUGGUAACAACUUUUACCUCAUAGAAUCUGGUGAAGCUCGCUUGACCAAAGUCGACGAAGAUGGAGUUGAACAUGAGCUUCCAGGGCUGAAAAAAGGAGAUUACUUUGGGGAGCUUGCUCUUCUCAAUAAUAAGCCGCGCGCAGUAAAUAUUCGUGCAAAAGGACGACUAAAGGUUGCAACGUUGGGAAAGAAGGCUUUUGUUCGACUCUUGGGACCAGUCGUUGAUAUUUUUAAACGAAAUUGCGAUAACUAUGACUAG
Paraglomus brasilianum is the source of this 2739-nucleotide messenger RNA. The record is from the annotation of a GenBank genome assembly. NCBI's taxonomy places the organism in Eukaryota, Fungi, Glomeromycota, Glomeromycetes, Paraglomerales, Paraglomeraceae.